Messenger RNA from Cynocephalus volans (Philippine flying lemur), 797 nucleotides. Its product is annotated as nascent polypeptide-associated complex subunit alpha. The transcript has a single exon. Gene Ontology annotation, biological process: protein targeting to membrane. Bases 46 to 693 code for a protein of 215 amino acids. The record is from RefSeq and is a predicted model, not a curated record. Gene Ontology annotation, cellular component: nascent polypeptide-associated complex; cytoplasm. NCBI's taxonomy places the organism in Eukaryota, Metazoa, Chordata, Mammalia, Dermoptera, Cynocephalidae.
CGCUCUUUUUCUACCGCCAUCUUGGUUCCGUGUUCCCCGCACAAUAUGCCCGGAGAAGCCACAGAAACCGUCCCUGCUACAGAGCAGGAGUUGCCACAGCCCCAGGCUGAGACAGGGUCUGGAACAGAAUCUGACAGUGAUGAAUCAGUACCAGAGCUUGAGGAACAAGAUUCCACACAGGCAACCACACAACAAGCCCAGCUGGCAGCAGCAGCUGAAAUAGAUGAAGAACCAGUCAGUAAAGCAAAACAGAGUCGGAGUGAAAAGAAGGCACGGAAGGCUAUGUCCAAACUGGGUCUUCGACAGGUUACAGGGGUUACUAGAGUCACUAUCCGGAAAUCUAAGAAUAUCCUCUUUGUCAUCACAAAACCAGAUGUCUAUAAGAGCCCAGCUUCAGAUACCUACAUAGUUUUUGGGGAAGCGAAGAUUGAGGAUUUAUCUCAGCAAGCACAGCUAGCAGCUGCUGAGAAAUUCAAAGUUCAAGGUGAAGCUGUUUCAAACAUUCAGGAAAACACACAGACUCCGACCGUACAAGAGGAGAGUGAAGAAGAAGAGGUUGAUGAAACAGGUGUGGAAGUUAAGGACAUAGAAUUGGUCAUGUCACAAGCAAAUGUGUCAAGAGCAAAGGCAGUCCGAGCCCUGAAGAACAACAGUAAUGAUAUUGUAAAUGCUAUUAUGGAAUUAACAAUGUAACCAUUGGAAAAUGAGGACUUUUUUUGGUGUUUCAAAAAAGUUAACUACAGCUUGGUUUGAAAUUUGUACUGUUUCUAUCAUUAAUAAAGUUUGGCUUCUUGUUG